AUGACAAGUGGAACUCAAAACACGAACGGUGCCUCUAACGGUACAAAUGGCGCCGCCAAUGGACACGGGCCUCUGAGUACCAUGCCCGGCCCCAACCACGAUUACAAGGUGACCCUACAAGACAAGGUCAUUGCCAUAACUGGUGCCAAUCAGGGCAUUGGCCUUGGUAUCGCCGAGGUCUGCCUCGUAAACGACGCUGCCUUCGUUUACAGCCUCGACGUCACUGAACCCUCAGAGCCCUUUGAGGCUCUACUCAAACGCUUCCCGGGAAGACUGGGUUUUCAAAAGUGUGAUGUGACCCUCGAAGAGAGUGUGACUUCUGCGAUAGAUGCCAUUAUCGCUGAUAAGGGCCGCUUCGAUGGAAUGGUUGCUAACGCUGGCGCCACGAAGCAUCAACCUGCCUUAGAUUUUACAGCUGAGCAGGUUGAGAAGCUAUUCCGAUUGAACGUCUUUGGGGCUUGGAAUUGUGCAACGGCUGCUGCGCGGGCAUUCAUCAAGCUUGGCUGCAAGGGCAGCAUUGUGUUUACAGCUAGUAUGACUUCGUACCGCCCCAACAGAGCUGCUCCCUCAGCUCCUUAUGGUGCAACCAAAGGCGCAGUGCGGAACAUGACGCAUACACUCGCGAUGGAAUGGUCGCAGUACGGCAUUCGAGUGAACAGCAUUUCACCCGGCUUCGUCAAGACUGCUCUGACAUACUAUGUUGAGACAGCGCCGGACUGGGAUACUAAGAUGAAGUACUACGGCGGUAUGCCUCGACUAGCGCUACCGCAGGAACUUGGAGGUGCAUAUGUGUAUCUGCUGAGUGAGACAGCGACCUACACAACGGGAAUUGAUAUCCCGAUUGCGGGCAUUGUUGGCGCUUGGUGA
Fusarium musae is the source of this 867-nucleotide messenger RNA. RefSeq lists its product as uncharacterized. The coding region runs from base 1 to 867 and encodes 288 amino acids. Lineage: Eukaryota; Fungi; Ascomycota; Sordariomycetes; Hypocreales; Nectriaceae. Gene Ontology annotation, molecular function: oxidoreductase activity, acting on NAD(P)H, oxygen as acceptor. Gene Ontology annotation, cellular component: intracellular anatomical structure. The record is from RefSeq and is a predicted model, not a curated record. The transcript is spliced from 3 exons.